CACGGGCACUAACUGUAGUGAAAGCCUCCACUAAUUUUUCAGUGCGCUCUCUCACAACGUUCUAUCUGGUCUCCAUAAUGCUGAAUGGACGAUAUGGCUCUCAUCGUCUCAACACCAACACUGAAAUUUUCCUUUCGCCCGCACAUCGCCAGCCUCGUCUAGGACGUAUAUAUUGAUGCAACACACUUUUGCCACUUUGGAUUUCACAGCCACAGCCUUCCUCUUUAUUAGGGAGCUCAAAACCCAUGCGCCGCCACAGCCUGCUGCUACAGCACUUGACUCGCGCCGGCAGACGAGGUCCAGGUGUUGCUUUAUCAAUUCGAGCGCUCAAAAAGGCGCCGUCAAAGUCAUGUUCAUGUAACCAUAGCCUGAGAUCCUUUUCGGGCCGGGCUGCCAGAACCAAUGAGCUCGAACAGCUCAGCACUAGGCAAGGCAGGAAUCGCCGUGAUUCGCAUCUCUGGUCCGGCAUGCUUAGACAUAUACAGAGCCCUGUGUCCAUCAAAGGCACUGCCAAAGCCUAGAUACGCCUCUGUGCGAUCGUUACUCGACCCAAAGCUUACCGGACUCCAACGAAGUGUGCUGGAUUCGGAGGCAGUAGUCCUCUUCUUUCCUUCGCCCAAAACGGUAACCGGAGAAGAUGUAUUAGAGCUGCACAUUCAUGGUGGCACAGCUACGAUCAAGGCGGUUCUAGCAGCUAUCCCGCAGUGUCUGUCUGAGCAUCGGAUCCGCUACGCCGAGCCUGGGGAGUUUACUAAGAGAGCGUUCCUGAAUGAUCGUUUAGAUCUCGCUCGUGUCGAAUCAUUAGGCGACAUUCUCUCUGCAGAGACAGAGCAGCAGCGGCGCGCAGCCGUCAGGGGAAACUCGGGAGUGUUGGCUCGCAACUAUGAGAGCUGGAGAGAGGAACUUCUCCUGGCCCGGGGAGAGAUCGAGGCGUUGAUCGACUUUUCAGAAGACCAACAUUUUGAUGAAUCACCGACGGAUUUGCUAGACAACGUAGCGAGGUUAGUGGACAACAUUCUCCGAGGCAUUCACCUGCACGAGCAGGGUGGCCAGAGGAGUGAGUUGCUGAGAAGCGGUAUCCGAAUCGCACUGCUUGGGCCGCCAAACGUGGGUAAGAGCUCGUUGAUGAACUUGAUUGUCGGCCGUGAAGCUUCGAUUGUUUCUGGCGAGGCUGGCACCACCCGAGACAUUGUAGAGGCUAGCCUCGAUAUUCGAGGAUAUCUGUGCUCCUUUGCGGACACGGCCGGAUUCAGGUCGAGCGAUGAUCUAGGACCGUCGGGGCCGGUUGGGGCAGUAGAGCUGGAGGGAAUUCGUAGAGCAAGGCAAAAGGCACAGCAGUCAGAUAUCGUUAUCGUUCUGGCAUCUCUUGAAAACGGGCCGUCCGGUCCGUUCAUCCUCUACGACCAGGAAACGCUGGACAUUGCCGCAGCGGCCGAAGCUCGCCUUAUCGUGGUAAACAAGAGAGAUACGGUCGAGCCCGCAGAACUCCAAAGGAUGCUGGAUGAAUUUCGCCAAAGAUUAGGCGAAAAAGUCCCCAGGCUGGGAUCGGCCCAAAUAGCCGCCAUCUCCUGCAAGGAGGCCAGCCUGAGCUCUGAGCUGGGCAACAAGGAUCCAGGACGAAUCCACGCUCUGACAGAGACCUUGGUAGGCACUUUCUCGCAAAUGACAGAGAUGCCUGUCGACUUGCAGGAUCUGUUGGGGGUGACGGCACGCCAGGCACAGCUCCUGGCCCGAUGCAGGGGCCAUCUGGAGGAGUUUCUGGCGGAAGCGCGCCCGGAGGAUGCGAGUGUCGAGGCGGACACGGUGCUUGCGGCGGAGUAUUUGCGGUAUGCGGCGGAUUGCCUGGCGCGCAUCACUGGCAAGGGGGAGGCUGGCGAUGUGGAAGAUGUCCUGGGCGUGGUCUUUGAAAAGUUUUGCGUGGGAAAGUAGAGACUCAAGGUUAGAGAGAAAACUCUUGUACUAUUAUUCUACACUCUAGAUAAACAAGUUGGGAAAAAGCAAGAAGAAGUGAAGAGAAAGAAACGGUGCUGUAAAGCUUCAGAGGUCUACCCAAAAACAGAAGAAACAAAUCGACCGAACCCAUCCAUG
Molecule: messenger RNA, 2088 nt
Organism: Trichoderma harzianum CBS 226.95
Lineage: Eukaryota; Fungi; Ascomycota; Sordariomycetes; Hypocreales; Hypocreaceae
Exons: 4
Coding region: 403-1929 (508 amino acids)
Biological process (GO): tRNA methylation; tRNA wobble uridine modification
Cellular component (GO): cytoplasm; mitochondrion
Molecular function (GO): GTP binding; protein binding; GTPase activity
Source: RefSeq, a predicted model, not a curated record